ACACAAAACACAUAUGCCAUCAGAAACUAUCACCUUGGCAUGCCAUAUAUAGCUCUAGCUAUUUAAAUGACUUAGAGCCAGAAUGGAUGACGACUCCUUCUAUCUUUACGGAGUCGGCGAGAAACCAGAUGCCCUAACCCUAGGCAGUUUGGUGUUGGAGAAGUAUUGGAUGCCCCUCAUUGCGCGCCAUUAUACACAUGAUCCACUGCGAGGGCAGGAUCUAGAGGAAAAUGUCUGGUCAAGUAAACUCGAGAAUUUGGUGCUCCAUGGCCGAACACGGUUGAGUCCUGGCGUGGGUGUCAGUGGAUUCGAUAUAGUCGACUUGAAACUUGCAUGGAACAAAGACCAAGAGCGAUUUGUUACUGCAAGUUCUGGUCAAAAAUUGACUUUAAAAGACCCUGAAGCCUUUCUCUCCAACCACGUCCUCAUGAACCCCAAAGCCAGAUCCGCCCUAAAACUCUGGCUCUCCUCUGCCCGAAGCGACUACGUAAUGAACAUGCGCUGGGCCCGGCGACCCAAAAUCUGGUUCCUAACGGGCCUCUACAUUCUCAAGGGGGCACGCACGAUCGUUCGCAAACAGUCCUCAUCCACCAUCGAGGUAGGGUUAAAUUCUGCUAUUGUCGGUGCGUUAAGUGGUGUUCCCAUUGGGGGAUCUGUGUCCUUAGGGCAAGGCGAUGCGUGGGAAUUGCAGAUGGGUAUGGAGGAAGAGCAUGUCUGGGCUGCGCAGUAUCGGUUGAUUGAUGCGAAGUAUAUAGCUGUUUCGUCAAGGACUAGAAGUGAAGUCAUGGCAUUGCCGGCGACGAUGUCUUUGUAUAAGGAUAUUCUGAGCGUGAGGAAUAGGAGGACUACUUCUCAGCUGGCCGGUAGAAAUCUUGAUAUGGACGUUGAAGUCGGACUGCAACCGCCGUUUUACCGCGCACGACCUAUGAAAACUGUCACAGAUUUAGACUCAAUGUUCGAUUCGGUACCGGCAAGAGCUCCGAUCACAGCAGUACCGUAUGACUCAACGAGUGGGUUGACAGAAGUCAUAACCCUCGUUCCAGAAGAAGGGAAGCUGGAACUUGACGAUGACGAUGACGAAGAGUCCGAGGAAUCAUUUGAAGAAUACGAGAAAAGACUUGAAGAUGCCAUUCGCAUGUUUGAAGCUGCUCCCCCACGGUUUCUGGAGCGUUGAUCUGUUUAUAUUGUUCGCGUUAGCCAAUGAGGUUGUUGUAAGCUCGGUUUCAUAAUUGUUGUAUAGCCCUGCAAGGUAU
Messenger RNA from Talaromyces stipitatus ATCC 10500, 1253 nucleotides. RefSeq lists its product as uncharacterized. The transcript has 3 exons. The coding region runs from base 83 to 1174 and encodes 363 amino acids. The record is from RefSeq and is a predicted model, not a curated record. NCBI's taxonomy places the organism in Eukaryota, Fungi, Ascomycota, Eurotiomycetes, Eurotiales, Trichocomaceae.